This is a messenger RNA of Aspergillus oryzae RIB40, 2346 nucleotides long. RefSeq lists its product as uncharacterized. Gene Ontology annotation, biological process: biosynthetic process. The record is from RefSeq and is a predicted model, not a curated record. Bases 1 to 2346 code for a protein of 781 amino acids. NCBI's taxonomy places the organism in Eukaryota, Fungi, Ascomycota, Eurotiomycetes, Eurotiales, Aspergillaceae. The transcript has a single exon.
AUGGGUUCAGCAGUAUCCCACCCUUCUACUCCCUCCCCUCCCGCCAAUGACCUCAUUGUGGUAGGAAGCGGAGCAAGUGGAGUGGCAAUUCUUCUUCAGUUGAUCGAGCGAGUCAAGAACGGGAAAGCCCUUGGAGAAGUAAUCUUCGUGGAAAAGAAUGGCCUCCCCGGACCGGGUCUCCCAUACUCAUCGCAAUGUGAGGGGACCAUCCUCAACAUGCACACCGACACGAUGGGAUUAUAUCACGACAAACCCCUCCAUUUCAGUCAAUGGCGCACAGACCAAGAAAGUGGGCCCUUCCCGUCUCGGGCGAGAUAUGGCCAAUAUCUCCAGGAAACGUGGGGGCAGGCGUUGGAGGAAGCUCAACAUAUCGGACUCGGGGUUUCCGUGAUUCAAGACGAGGCACACGACAUUGAUCGACAGGCUGACGGUACAAUGACUUUGAGUCUUCGGAAUGGCACGCAAUUGACAGCGAAGUCUGUCGUCUUGGCGCUGGGGAACUUUACCUCGGUGUGCAAUACUCAUCUUAUCAAUUUACCCGGGUUCUUCCCCGGUCCGUGGCCGACAUCGCAGCUCAAGACGAUCCCGACUGAUGCUUCUGUUCUUGUUGUCGGUUCACGAUUGUCAGCUGUGGAUGCGGCUAUUUUCCUCUCGGAACAUGGCCAUCAGGGGCCCAUUACCUUUAUGUCGCGUAGCGGCAGUUUGCCCAAGGUUCAGGGAGACACGACGCCGUUUUCCCGACGCUAUGUCUUGCAUGAUCUUGCAAAGCAUAUCGAAGAGAAUUCUGAUGAGAACUUGCUGCAAGUAACGAGCAGCUUGAUGGAGGAGAUCUUCCACGCUACCAACGGCGACUGGGGCUGGCUCCACAAUGAUGAAUCUCCUGUGAAACAGCUGGAACACGACAUCCAAGCUGCAAAGACCGGCAAGGUUGAAUGGCAGAAAGUGCUGCGAGGCACAGCGCCUGUUAUCGAGCGCUACUGGAACGGCCUACCUGCGAAAAGCCAGCAGCUUUUUAUGGACAAGUUUUUCAGUCCCUGGAUGAGGUACCGCCACGGAAUGCCGAUACAAAAUGCCGAGAAAAUACUCGGUCUUUUGAGGAAAGGACAGCUACAGGUAGUCCAAGGUGACAGAGUACAAUGGGACGGUAUCUAUAAAGCACAGACUUCCACUGGGCUUCUAGAAGCUCCCUAUGUGAUUGAAGCGACCGGACAGGAAUGCCAGCUCGACCGUAUUGAAUCACCACUGAUUCAGUCCGCAGUGGAGAAGGGGCUCCUCAAACCUCACCCUGCCGGCGGCGUAGCCGUCGACUUUGACAGCCUGCGUGCAUCAGAGGGCUUACAUGUCAUCGGGUCUCUUACCAGAGGUACCCAUUUCUACGUGAGUGCCAUCGACCGCGUCGCUGCCCACGCGGCCCGGAUCGCAGAUGCCAUAACGGACGAGCCCACCGCACGUCCCCUACACAUUGCAAUCUUCCUAGGAAGCGACCUCUUCUCGCACCUCAUGGCCAGUACACUAGUACCCCAGCUCCUAGCCGCCGGUCACACGCCCUUCAUCUUCCUCCCGGUACACAAAGCAAACCGCAAGACCACUCCGCCCUUCGAGCUCCGGGAACUGACAUUCUUUGAGCGAGAGCUCUUGCAAAAACACGUCAUCCCGUACUUCAAGAAUGAGAAACCUAACGGUGCACCACACAUGACAAUCGAGCAGAUGAAAGACGCUUAUGGGAUCCUCGUGCAGGAAGUCCCCAACGUCAAUAGUGCGUCUUUUAUCAAUACUCUUCGAAAACACCAUAUCGACGUGGGGCUCUCGUUGCGCUGCUACCAGAGGUUCAAGACAGAUAUCAUCCGCUACUUCGCCCGGCCCAAAAGACUGCUCAACCUACACCCGGGCGUUCUUCCCACUUACCGGGGAGUCAUGACUACUGUCCGAGCUAUGAAGAACAGAGAGAAAUUCUUCGGGUACUCCCUCCAUGACAUCGACGAGGACUGGGACGCAGGUGAUCUCAUUGACGUUCGUCACCAUCCUAUUGACUACUCCAAGUCGAUGUUGCAUUUCAUGAACGAUGUUUAUAAAAUGGGGGCAAAGAUGGCAGUUGAUGUGUGUGAUAAUAUCGCCCGAGGAAAGGAGCUAUCCAAUGUUCCGCAGAAGGCCGAGGAGAGUAACUAUUAUACUUUCCCGACAAAAGAGGAUCUGGAGGGCUAUCGUAAAGACGGAAUUCGACUAGUUGACGCUGAGAGUAUUGUCAAUGUUAUCGUGGAGUCGUUUGCACCACUAGAGAAGCAGGAGAAGUUCCGGGCGCACAUUGAUGAGAUCGUUCAGGAGUGGUAUGAUAAGAAUAGGCCGUGA